Molecule: messenger RNA, 534 nt
Organism: Trichoderma atroviride IMI 206040
Lineage: Eukaryota; Fungi; Ascomycota; Sordariomycetes; Hypocreales; Hypocreaceae
Source: RefSeq, a predicted model, not a curated record
AUGAAACAAACACAGAUUACCCUCGAGCAGAUUCGAUACGAAAAGCAGCUGGAGCCCAUGCAAGGCCAGCUCGAUAAAGCGCUGCAGCAGAUAUCCUUACGGGUGCUAGAGACCCCGGUGGGCCUUCAAGGAGGCCAUUUCGUUGACCUCAGUGUUCUUAACGAGACCAAUGCAAUGGUGGGGACAAUCUUCAAGAAAAGUCUGGUGCUCGUGGACUUCUUAAAGAAGGAGGGUAAGAUUGGUGGAAAAAGUAAGUCAUUCAACAUUGCUGCUCAUGAACAAUCGGCAUCACAGACGCCCGGCAGUGAGAACGUCACAGGAGAGUACACGAGAGCCAUCAUCCAGGAUAAUACUGCCGGAGAUAAUAUGAGAACUUUCUUUGGCAAUAUUGGGUAUGAGCCUGGCUACACAGCUGCAUAUACGGGCACUUCAAAGUUCGUCAGUAAUAAGAUGGGUAAAGACGCAGCUUUGUUCACUGGGGAUAUUGGAGGUCAGGCCGCUGUGGAAAUGAUGAAAGACAUGUUCAAAAAGUAG